Messenger RNA from Lachancea nothofagi CBS 11611, 219 nucleotides. Lineage: Eukaryota; Fungi; Ascomycota; Saccharomycetes; Saccharomycetales; Saccharomycetaceae. The record is from the annotation of a GenBank genome assembly.
AUGGAAAACCCAUACGAACAAGUGCAUCAAAGCAUCCUGUCGCGGAUUGUGAACAACGUUGAACGAUUGAAUGAAAGUGUGAUUACGUUGAAUCAAGAGCUACAGCACAUCAACGCCCGGAAUAAGAAUUUGCAAAUAAUGGGCCAGAUGUGCGAGAACUAUCACAAGAGUGUGCAGUUCAACAUGAGUGCUACAAAUAACAAACGUGAGCCGCUGUAG